Umbelopsis ramanniana AG is the source of this 1404-nucleotide messenger RNA. RefSeq lists its product as uncharacterized. The record is from RefSeq and is a predicted model, not a curated record. NCBI's taxonomy places the organism in Eukaryota, Fungi, Mucoromycota, Umbelopsidomycetes, Umbelopsidales, Umbelopsidaceae. The coding region runs from base 34 to 1245 and encodes 403 amino acids. Gene Ontology annotation, molecular function: phosphatidylinositol-3-phosphate binding. The transcript has 8 exons. Gene Ontology annotation, biological process: intracellular protein transport; retrograde transport, endosome to Golgi. Gene Ontology annotation, cellular component: endosome; retromer, tubulation complex.
CUGCUUUCAACUUUUUGGCCACCAAGCGGCAUAAUGGCAAACAUACACACAGAUUUUCUUUCAUUAACACUCAAACGAGUCGAUAUUAAUAGAAAGGACCCCCUAUUCCUUUAUCAAAUAGAGACUACGCUCCCAACCUUUCAAAACAAAAGUGGCUCUGGGGAGCGCACCUAUUCAGAGUUUGAGCGACUAGCAUCACAUCUCACAUUAUUUUACGAAGAUUUAUAUGUACCAGCGUUACCAGACCUUUCUGUGUCAACUUCAAACGGACAGCGUCCAGACGACGAGGAUAAUGUAUUAAUAGCUCGAAUGCAGCGAUGGAUAAACCGUAUUACCAGUCAUCCGCGCUUCAAGGCCAGCGAGCUGGUCAGAGAGUUUGUAGAAAGUGGUCAAGGGUUUCUUCCGUUAGACAAGCCAGUGUCUUUCCAUCGGCAAGCUUCUCGGUUUAAGCAACUUAAAGGAGGACUCGGAAUAGGUAGCUCGACACCCGCCGAUACAGAUGAGGACUAUUCGACCCUCGCCAACCAGACACAGAACUUUAUUCAAGGUCUGCAAACGGCGUCCAAGGCACUUCAUGCAAAAUUCAAGUGCAGGAAAGCGUUGUCUUCUGCAUACUUGGACAUGGCAACCAAACUGUCCUCGUUGUCUGAUAAGGAGACUAAUGCAAUUAUUCAGAAUACGUACAGAGGAAUGGCUAACGUAGUGCAAGAGUGUGGAGAACUGCAGCGGCCGCAAGCUCAAGCUGAAAAUGCAGUCAUCGGUGAUACGUUUGUGUAUCAAAUUAAAAAUACUCAAAGUGUCAAGGAUUGUUUGGAAGCACGAUUAUCAGGGUUAGCACAACAUCAUGACGCUGUCAAAAAUACUGAUGCCAAAUACAAAACCAUGAAUAAGCUGAAAGCAUCUAACAACAUCAAGGCUGAUAAGGUCAACGACGCGAUAGAAGACAUGCACGAGGCAAAGGCACAAGAGCAAGAGAUACACCGAAGACUUGAAAAGGUCAACAAAAAUUUGAAGCGAGAUCUCAAUACAAAUUAUAAGAUUCAAGUAACAGACGAUGUGACAAGCGCCAUCACAGAAUAUGUGAAAGCACAAAUUCAAUUUGAGCGACAGCAUUUGAAGAAAUGGGAGAGUCUUCGGAACAGACAAGAAUCAUUCACUGGGGAUCAACCAGCAAGAACAAGGGCAGAGUCGAUUGGACGAACUGAUGAGCGAAGGGCUGCCCAGCUGUUGAGUACCCAUUCAUAAGCUCCCGCGCCCUCUUGGUAACAAUUUAUUGUAAUAAUGUGCCUGGGCACCAAGUCGAAUUAUAUAGGAUGAAAGGAAAUAAAUAAGCACAAUUUGUGCCUAUGAAGCAAGCGAGGAAAUGGCAUUGGCCCAGUACCGAAUUAUCUCUCUACGAUGACG